This is a messenger RNA of Cajanus cajan (pigeon pea), 2169 nucleotides long. NCBI's taxonomy places the organism in Eukaryota, Viridiplantae, Streptophyta, Magnoliopsida, Fabales, Fabaceae. The record is from RefSeq and is a predicted model, not a curated record.
ACGCUUCAGGUGCAGCGCUUCAUACGAAACGCCGCGUUUUGUCCCUGGCUUCCCAUAUACGCUUCCCCCCCUUUAUAAAUACGAGCCCUUUGUGAACCCCUGCCAUUUUUUUUGACCCCCUUUUUCUUGUGUGCAUUUGCUCCUCCGUGGUUCUUUGAACUUUGUUGUGACUCUCCGGUGGUGCGCGGCGGCUCACGGCGGUGCUUUUGAAGUUUAUUUGAGCGUCAAGUUUUUAUUUUUGUGUUCUUAGGUACGCCCAUCUGAUCCAUUUGGCCAUUUUUGUUUCUGCAAAGCCUAAGUUAUUAUUUAAGUUAGGUUUUAUUCUCGUAAUGGCACUCAUAAGCUAUGGGGAAAUGUACAAGUGGGUAAGAGAUGACGUUUUGGGUUGUGAAUCUUUAAUCAAUUCUUGGGAUGCUAUGGAUAGUUUUUGUAGGGAGCACGUUGUAUGUGGUGAGGGGGAUGGUGUAAUUAUUUGCGAACCUUGUGUAGAUAAAGAACCUGUGUGUGUUGAGGGGUCUCUCACCGAGAGGUUUACCUUUUGUUACUGUACUUUAAUCUCUAAGUUGAAGGUGAGGUGGCCCCUUACUGUUUGUGAGAAAGGAGUACUCGAAACCUUAGGUGUCGCCCCCACCCAAUUCCAUCCUAACAGUUGGGCCUUUGUCCGAGGGUUUGAGAUCCUAUGUGUAGGUUUAGAUAUAACUCCGACUGUAGAUAAGUUCUUUUAUUUCUUCGAGAGUCGUAUCAACAAACGUAGUAGUUGGAUGUCUGUUCAUGGGGUGAAUGGUCGGGGGCUUUUGACCUUAUUUCAAUCGUCCUAUAAGGACUUUAAAAAAUCGUAUUUCCGAAUACGCUGCUGCCCGGGCCAUGAAAAUGUAUUAGAAGGAUUUCCUCUAUACUGGAAACAAAAGACAAUAUCUUUUGGAGGGCUACCUGCCGAGAAGCUCUCCGCGUCCGACCAGGAAGACGUUAAAAAACUUGAUGGUCUCAAAACGGUUUUCAACACUGUGAAACUUCUAGACUUAGAAAAUAGGCCCAAAGAACUGAAAAUUUAUAUAGACAAAAUGGCAAGCAUGAGCAAUCAGGAACUGAUGAAGUUAUGGAAGCAACAAGAGGCUUCGAAGGCCGUGGCCGCCGAAGGAGUCGGCGAAAAGGCGAGAAAUAUUGGUCCGAUAUCCCGACCCAGUGUGCUAGGGGAAAGCUCCCACAAACGUCGCCGCGAGAUCGAGACGGCGGUCCCCCUUAUGAAUCUCGAAUUCUCGUCUACACAGAAGUUCAAUCCACUGAGAGGACUCUUAGUUUAUGCAUGGGUGAGAAUUGGGAUGCCAUGGACCGUGGAGCUGAUUAGGGUAAGGUUGGCUCGUUUUGGGAUGAGAAGUUUAACCAUUCUACUCACAUCCGCCAAACCGAUCUGCUUGACGGUGACAAGGAAGAUUUGGAGAAGAUGAGUGCCUUCUUCAUUGUGAAAGGCAUUGAAUCUCUGACCAAUUGGCUCUCUGUUCUUUCCCUAGUCAACGAAGAUAAAGUCCGGGGUCUGACACGAGAACUGAAGCUUCAGGGGAAGAAGGUGAGCAGUUUAGAGGAAAAUUUGAACAAAGGAAAAACAUAUUUGAAGUGGGUGUCCAACGAGAGAGACAAACUCCUUGAUGGUCGACGAGAAUUCGAGAGCGAAAGGAACGCGUGGGCCGAAGAGAAAGCGGGGAUGGAGAAGGAAUUUGAAGAAACUUGACUGGCUCGAGACAAGUACACUGAUGCUUCCCAAGUUUUUGAAACCGAUGUCUCUAACCUCAAAAACGAAAUUGGGGACUUGAAAGCCAAACUUCAUGCUGCCAAGAUGGAGGCCUUAAAGAAAUUUACUGCAGGUUUUGACGCGGCGACUGCACAGGUGAAGUUUCUCUACGCUGACUUGGAUCUUGGAGGCGUCGGAUACUUCAAAGAGAUUAUCGACGGGGAGUUGGUGGAUCCCCCCGAGGAUGAUUAACUUCUUUGUUUAGGAUUUUGUAUUUUUUGUCAAGUCUUUGCGUUUUUUUGCUUGUUUUUUGGAACAAUUGAGGUUUUUCUAUUUUGAAUCCGAUAUGAACUCUGCUCACCGUUUUUUGGUAUAAUUCGAGUGACUCGAUGUACGCGGAGUAAUCAUCUAAGUAAUCCUCCAAAUUCCAACUCACAAUCUAA